Sus scrofa (pig) is the source of this 783-nucleotide messenger RNA. RefSeq names its product cytochrome c oxidase assembly factor 6 (gene COA6). Gene Ontology annotation, cellular component: mitochondrion. Gene Ontology annotation, biological process: respiratory chain complex IV assembly; mitochondrial ATP synthesis coupled electron transport. Lineage: Eukaryota; Metazoa; Chordata; Mammalia; Artiodactyla; Suidae. The record is from RefSeq and is a predicted model, not a curated record.
CGACUCUCCUCGAGCGCCGGGUUUCUCCUCUGCCAACAGAGGAGUACUCCUCGUUUUGCCUAGUUGUUGUGCUCUCGUGCAGUUAAUUGUACAGUACUUCGGUUCGAACAGCAGCUUUGUUAAAUGGGCAAUGCUCCUACCCUGAGCGUCACCUGCCGAUGGGGAAACAGGCUCGGGAGAAUAAAUGAACCGUCUUAAAUGACAAACUGUGUGAAAGUCAGAAUUCUAACUCCGGCUUUCUGAGAUCACGCUGCCACCCCAGCAGAGGAGCAAAUUACAGUCUCGAGCCCACCAGGAAUGGCAGCCCCAUCUAUGAAAGAAAGGCAGGCUUGCUGGGGAGCCCGGGAUGCAUACUGGAAGUGCUUAGAUGAGAACACAGAGGACGCUUCUCAGUGCAAGAAGUUGAGAAGCUCAUUUGAAUCAAGUUGUCCCCAGCAGUGGAUAAAAUAUUUUGAUAAAAGAAGGGACUACUUAAAAUUCAAAGAAAAAUUUGAAGCAGGAGAGUUCCAGCCUUCAAGAACAACUGAAAAGUCCUAAGCUAUUCCUGAACGUUUCAGAAAGGUUGAAUUAAUUUUUUUGGACAUUGAGAAAUGCUCUAUGGGACAAUAGUAAUUUGAAUUAUGGUAAACACCAGUGCUUGUUCCAUCUAUACAGCUCUUAAUUAAAGUGAUCAAGUAACAAGAUUCCAUUAUUCAAAGUAUGAAGAAUUGAAAUAAAAUGAUAUGAAAUAUGCUAAGUAUAGUAAAAAAUAUUUUAAGAGAAAAAUUAAAGCUUAUAAAAACA